This is a messenger RNA of Salmo salar (Atlantic salmon), 2256 nucleotides long. RefSeq lists its product as uncharacterized. NCBI's taxonomy places the organism in Eukaryota, Metazoa, Chordata, Actinopteri, Salmoniformes, Salmonidae. The record is from RefSeq and is a predicted model, not a curated record. Gene Ontology annotation, cellular component: external side of plasma membrane. Gene Ontology annotation, biological process: negative regulation of T cell proliferation; cell surface receptor signaling pathway; immune response.
CCUUUUACCACUUGGGUUUUGUGGGAGGUUAUUUUCUGUUUAGCGUAUGUGCCUUACGGAACUGUGCGUUUUCGUUUUUCCCUUUUGUUUCUUGAAAAUAAAUAUCAUGAACACUUACCACGCUGCGUUUUGGUCCCCUUCUCAUUCUAAUGACGAGCGUUACACCAUGUCACACAGGUACACAUAUUGUCAGUCUACACUCACAGGGAAGAGGAGCGGCAAACUCAGUCCUUCUUUCAACACACACACACAGAACAUACCGUUUCUGUCUUUCAACAUCAGGAGACAGUCAUCAUCAUGUGGAUCUCUGUGUUUCUGAUCAGCUCAAUCCUUCACAUUACUGCAGGAAAUGAAGGCUGUACUCUGUCAGGCACUAACCAUCCACUGCAGGAGAUCACUGCAUUCACAGGCCAGUCUGUUCUCCUGCCCUGCUCCUGUACUGUACGUCAGUUUGAUACUCCCAGACUCACAUGGACUAAAUUCACCCUCAGUCAGGAGCCUGUGAUAUUAACCCAGAGUGAUCUCUACAUAGACAGAGUGGAGCUGUUUAAUAGAAAAUGUCCUGGGAACCUCUCGGUCCUCCUCUCACACCUCACUCAGGAUGAUCAGGGAGAUUACAGAUGUACAAUCGAUGAUAGAGAAAACUGGGACAGAGUGAGGGACAUCAGGCUCCAUGUUAAAGGCUGCAGUUUGUCAGACUCUAACCAACUGGAGAUAGUUCGAUCCCCGGGCCAGUCUGUGCUCCUGCCCUGCUCCUGCAAUGAACUCCAGGCUAAACCUCAUGGACUGACAUGGACUAAACACCCCGAUAUACCAUUAACCAAGAGUGAUCUCUACAGAGACAGAGUGACGAAGUUUAAUACUGAGAGCUCUCCAGGGAACCUCUCUGUCCUUCUUUCAUUCAUCACUAAGGAGGAUCAGGGGUGGUACAGGUGUACAAUCAACAACCUAGACUCUAGAGACAUACAUAUCACUGUUAAAGAGACAGAUGGGAAGAAAGAAAACACCAUCACCAAACACCCAAAAGUAACUCCAACCAAAAGAUCAGAGACUACAGAAGCACUACCAACAACUGCUUCUAAUGGAACAGACAGAGUGAGGACUUCAGGAGAAGCUCCAUCUGCAUCCUCUCUGCAAAACAAUACAAUCCAAUACAUCUUAAUGGCUGUCCUACCAGUCAUACUGGUCAUCGCUGGAAUGGCUUUGUACAUAUACAAGAGAAAAAGAAAGAAAACCACAGGGGAUGAUAGUAGUGGGAUCAAAACAGAAGGAGAGAAGAAUGAUGAGGAUGAUUCUACUGCAAUGUAUUCCACGGUUGCGGACAGAAACACUGGUUUAGGCAACAACACAACACCACUCAGUGCACCAGAUGAUCCCAAUGCAAUAUAUGCUGCGGUUCAACACAGAAACGCAAACCAAGAGGAUACAACUACACCACUUAGUGCUCCAGAUGAUCCCUCAGUGAUAUACUCCACCAUUGUCCACAUGAAAGGAAAAGGGAAGGCAGCAGUGAGUCUGGAGAGCAGUGGAGAAAUAGAAUACGCCAGUGUCAAGACAGGCAGAUCCUCCUAGAGCCACUAUACAACGCUCACAAGGCUCACAGCCUUAUACUACAGAGAGAUCUCAAACAGUAUUGUGCCCAGUAUCAUGAGGCUUUAUCUGGCACACUUAACUGUAAAUAUAUUUCAAUCUCCAAUAACACAUGUUUAGUGGUUAGCUUGGCACAGGAAAUCAGGGGCGAACAUAUGGAAUUGUUUUAAGAUGGUCAUACUAUGUAUCGUUUAGCUACUUGAUUUUCAUUUUUUGUUGUGAAGCAGAGACAUGCAAAGUGCCUUAAAUGGCUUGUGAUUUACCUAGUUCCCUUUUUAUUUUGCUGUUUUGUAAUAGAGACGGAUGACUUCAGCCAUUUAAAAAAAAAAGGGAGAUGUGGUUUUGAUGUGUAUAGAAACAUCUUUCGCAAUCACUAUUGCAAGAGGUUUCAUUGGUGGCUAUUCAAAGUGAUAUAUCACCCAUUUUAACAUAUGAAUCUUAUCUUUCUGCCAAGUAGCUGGUACACCUUGAAGAAUUCAUAAUUCUUGAAGUUGACAACAAAAAUGUAAAAUGUUUGUAUUUUUAAGCCUAAGUUUGUUACAGCCAACUAUCUUUGUAAAAACAACCUAUUGUCGAAACCAGUCAGUUAGCUACUUCCUCUUUGGUCUAACGGACAAAUCACAAAUUGUUGUAUUCCUGAACAAUAAAAGCACUCUAGCAAUGUCA